AACCUCCAUGCACAAGAAGCUCUCCAAAGCCCUGCCAUUCCCGCACCCAAGCAAGCCUAGGAAGAAGCUGUAGCUCCAGCUUCAGCUUCAGCUCCAGCUCAUUCACGCUUCAGCAGCAAACAAGGCCUAGAUCCUGCAAGCAAGCAGAGGAAGGAGGGGUGUUGAAGUUACCAAGAGCAAGAGCGGCGUGCAGAGGAAAGAGAGAUGGAUGGGAGCAAGUACAGAUCAAAGGGCUACGCCAUGGCCCACGCCGGCAGGAAGCUCCAUUGCGUGCUCCUGCUGCUGCUGGCCCUCGCGGCCGCCGCGCUGAGCGUCGUCGCCCUGCAAAAGGUGAGGGAGCAGCGCGGCUUUGCCGGGCUUCUCCUGGAACGCGACCGGCAGUUCGUCUCCCUCCGCAUCUCCCUCCAGAAAGAGAAGGCAUUUAACAGAGAGAUGAAGAGGAAGGUGGAAGAACUGAAAGUCACGGCAUCUUCGCUAAGAACACAGAAGGCAGACCAGAAAACCAAGCUCAAGGGACUGGAAGCCACAAUCGCAAAUCUCAGGGCCACUCAAAAAGGACUGGAGGCAGCUCUCACAGACAAAGAAGGCCGCAUCAACCAAAUGGAAGAGAAGGUCACAAAUCUCAAGAACACUAAAAAAGAACUGGAAGCAGCUCUCACGGAGAAAGAGAACCGAAUCAAACAAAUGGAAGAGAAGGCCACAAGUGUUAAGAACACUCAAAAAGAACCGGAAGCAGUUCUCAGGGAGAGAGACAGACGCAUCAGCCAAAUGGAAGAUAAGGCCACAGGUUCAAACCCUGAUCUGAUGGCAGCUCUGAUGGAAAUCCUGCAGCGAAAGGAAGCUGAACUCGAAGAGAUCAAAACCAGGUUCCAAGAUAACAAGAUAAGAGACAGAACGGGCGUGAGCAGUAAGAGCACUCCUGCGCAAAUCAACAAUGCAAGUGCAACACCUGCCAUUGCGGUAGCCGAAAAGUCUACGAACUCCAGCACGGCAAUCCCCGCCAAAUCUGAAGAAAAUAGAUCUGCCAAUACUACAGUUGUAGAGGGUAAGCAGCCGAGAGCGAGAUCUUUAGAAGAAAAGGGGGUAAAUUUCACAACUAACAUGGAAGAUGAGGGCAUACAAGGCAAGGUAAAUGACUUCGAUGAAGUUAUCGAUGAUGUUUACGGAGAAAGUCCUCCAAAAAAAUCUGGAGUUCCUAGGAGGAAGAAGAAGUUUCUGACCAACAAUCAAGUGAACAGCCAAGAAGACGAACUGGAUGGCAUCAGACAGUUAUGGAACUCCCUACAUCAGGACAGUGACCGCGUCCGAUACAAUAAGCUGCUGGAGAAGGAAAAUGCUAAAGCUGCUGAUGAAAUUAAGAAGAAGAACAAUGCUGAUGGUAACUUGGAGAAGACAACCAAAGAUAGCUUAACCGAUGCCGACCAUAAUAGACCGAAACAAGCUGUGGAAGAGAUGACGGAUGCUGCAGAUGUGAAGCACAAUAUUAACAUAUCAGUAAACAGCGAUGAGGCAAAACAACAAAACAGGAAGGAGAAAAAGAAAAGGUUUAAAUCCAAAAGGAAGAAGGUGACUGAUAUCGCAGCUACUAAUGUUUAUGGAGAAGUUGCUAAACAAAGGAUGCCGGAUGCCACAUCGAUCUCAGAAUGAAUUUUUGGACUUAGAAAAGGCUGAAGAAAAUCUAUUACAAUGUUUUUACAUUUUAUUAUCUGUUGACAAAGCAAUUUUGCAUGUAAUUUUUUUAUAGAAAUUGUAUAACAGUCGUCCAUUCUUCUUCUCAGCAAUGUAAGAUCAUCCAGCACAACCGUUUGGA
This is a messenger RNA of Phragmites australis (common reed), 1810 nucleotides long. RefSeq lists its product as uncharacterized. The record is from RefSeq and is a predicted model, not a curated record. The transcript is spliced from 2 exons. Bases 205 to 1647 code for a protein of 480 amino acids. Lineage: Eukaryota; Viridiplantae; Streptophyta; Magnoliopsida; Poales; Poaceae.